CAGAUCAAACCUGUACGUACUGAAUAUUGAACCAUUAGAAGGAAGACGCGUGAAUGGAUUCGCGGAGCAGUCAGGGACGGAAGAAGGAACCUUGCAGAGAAGCCUGGACACCUGAGGAAGACAGGAAAUUGGUCCAAGUCAUUGAAUCACAUGGCCCCAAGAGGUGGAAGUUUAUAGCAGCCAAAGCAGGUCUAAAUCGAUGUGGCAAGAGUUGCAGACUCAGAUGGUUAAAUUACCUUAGACCCAAUAUCAAGAGAGGCAAUAUAUCAGACCAAGAAGAGGACUUAAUACUCAGGCUUCACAAACUCCUAGGCAACAGGUGGUCUUUGAUAGCUGGAAGGCUCCCAGGUCGAACUGAUAAUGAGAUUAAGAAUUACUGGAACUCUCAUUUGAGCAAGAAGAUAAGUCCAAGGAAACAAAACAGAGGUUUCAAAAAAGAUUCCUCAGUGGAGAUAACUACAGCGCCCGAGAAAGCUACAGUAAUUAGUAGUAAUGAAGAACAGGAGCCUAAGGUGGUGGAGAACUCGAAGCCUGGCUUUGUUGAAGACCACGAAUUGUUCAUUCCCUGUAGCAGCGAAGGACCGCUAAAUUUGGAAUGGGUGAGCAAGUUUCUGGAAAUGGACGAAGCUUGGUUUGGAUUUGCUGAUCCGUGAACUCCAUCAACUUCCCUCCUUUACUUCUUGUGCGUGUCAAAGUUUAUGUUUCAGUGUUUGAUGUCUGGUUUAAUUCGGGGAUUAUUCUCUGGUUUACAAUCAACUAUCAUUGUUGCAUAAUUGAUAUCUCAUCUUCUGUGUGUCUUGUACUAUUAAAGAAGAAAAGCCUCGUAAUCACAUGAUUGGAAUCAAAUUGAGAACGCAGAA
Messenger RNA from Neltuma alba, 860 nucleotides. Its product is annotated as transcription factor MYB23-like. The coding region runs from base 54 to 653 and encodes 199 amino acids. The record is from RefSeq and is a predicted model, not a curated record. Lineage: Eukaryota; Viridiplantae; Streptophyta; Magnoliopsida; Fabales; Fabaceae. Gene Ontology annotation, molecular function: transcription cis-regulatory region binding. Gene Ontology annotation, biological process: regulation of DNA-templated transcription; cell differentiation. The transcript is spliced from 3 exons. Gene Ontology annotation, cellular component: nucleus.